CCACACACACACAUACACACAAAACACUGGUUUCUCUUUAACUUUCUCCUACUAAAAUUUUUUCAACUAAAUAAACAUGGGAAGGCCACCAUGCUGUGAGAAAGCUCACACAAACAAAGGAGCAUGGACCAAAGAAGAAGACCAAAGACUCAUUUCUUAUAUCAAAACCAAUGGUGAAGGUUGUUGGAGAUCUCUCCCUAAAGCUGCAGGUUUGCUUAGGUGUGGUAAAAGCUGCCGUCUCCGGUGGAUAAACUAUCUCCGACCAGAUCUCAAGCGUGGUAACUUCACUGAAGAAGAAGAUGAACUCAUUAUCAAGCUUCAUGGCUUCCUUGGGAAUAAAUGGUCUUUGAUCGCCGGAAAACUUCCCGGAAGGACGGAUAAUGAGAUAAAGAAUUAUUGGAAUACACAUAUUAAGCGGAAACUUAUUAGCUGUGGUAUUGAUCCACAAACUCACCGACCGUUGGUCGGUGAGAAACAACAAAUUGGUAUUAGAGCCAAUGGUUUAACUACUUAUGAUAAUGAACUUAAUCUAGACUUAUCUAUAAGUCUUCCUUAUGUUCAACCUCAACCAGCAUCACCUUCCAUUCAAGCAAAGAUAACAAGUUCAACAUUAUCUAUGGCAGCAGCAGCAACAACAACAACAACAACAACUAGUAGUACAACCACUUAUGCUCAAAGUGUAUGUCUUUGUUGUCAUAUAGGGUUGCAAACAAGUGAAGCUUGUAAGUGCAAUGUCAUUCAAAGCCAAAGUGUUCUUAGAUAUUAUGCAACUUAAUUUGGACAACAUGUAGAUAUAUUGAAUAAUGUAAGGUUGUAAAAAAUGGAAAAAAUUAUUAGUUAUAUAG
Messenger RNA from Dioscorea cayenensis subsp. rotundata (Guinea yam), 845 nucleotides. Its product is annotated as MYB-like transcription factor 4. The record is from RefSeq and is a predicted model, not a curated record. NCBI's taxonomy places the organism in Eukaryota, Viridiplantae, Streptophyta, Magnoliopsida, Dioscoreales, Dioscoreaceae. Bases 77 to 775 code for a protein of 232 amino acids. The transcript has 3 exons.